This is a messenger RNA of Cylicocyclus nassatus, 2922 nucleotides long. The record is from the annotation of a GenBank genome assembly. Lineage: Eukaryota; Metazoa; Nematoda; Chromadorea; Rhabditida; Strongylidae.
AUGGCGACCACAACGCUACCUUCCACGAAGACUCACCUUCUAGCACCAAAUAUUAUGCCACGAGUCAAAACUGCUUUGCUUUUAUUCGCUAUAUUUUAUGUAUGCAAUGGACAGUAUGCACAGACUCUUGCUGUACCUUACCAAACGGAACGGAACUGUACCGACACACAGUAUUUCAAUGCGCGGACGAUGAGUUGUGAACCUUGCGGAAGCGGAACAGUCCCAAAUGCUUUAAAGAAUGGAUGCCGCUGUCCCAGCGGUUCAGUCAUUGAACUGAUUACACCAACAGGAAUCCAAUGCCAUGCAUGUCCGACUGGACUCUACAGCUCUCCCAAUGGGCUAGAAUGUAUGCCUUGUCCAUCACCACCAUGUUGCCCCGAAGGAUCCAUAUCCACGUACCGUAACCCGGAUGGCACAGUUAUCGGUUCCGUAGCACGAUCACUCAAUACAACAGAAGAAUAUCGUGACCAGUGUGAAAUGUGUGCAAACGGCACUUUGCCAAAUGCUGAUGGGACCGCUUGCGUGCCAUGUUCCACUUUGGAAUGCUUCUGCAAGUUAUACCCGUCUUUGUGCGAAUCUACGCCUUUGUCACCUUAUCUGGACACCAAUAUCCGACUACUAUCGGGAUAUCUUGCAAAAUCUUCCCUGCUGGAAAAGCUAUUAGAUGGAACAUCAUCAAGAUGUAUUGCUGGAAGUGAAAUGGACUGUCAGGCUCUCUCCAACCUGUGUGUUCUCCAAAAUUAUGACACCUCUGUGGGGACGGCUUGUGAUAUCAUCGAAAAAUUGCGUGCCAAAGUACCCGAGGAUGUAGUGCCAUUGCUCUUUUUUCCUAACGAUGCUGACACGGAAUUAUAUAGAGAAAAAGCUAUAUCGCAGCUAUAUAUGUUCGAUAGUGGAUUCUCUGGACACCUGGUCAUCUUGUUCUUGAGAUACGCCCUCAAUGGUACUUACCUCGGUAUGGUUCCAGCAGAAAAUGUGCUCCAACCCUGUGCACCAGAGGAGGCAUUGCAUUUGCUUGAAUUUGGUAGAGCUUACAAUCAUGACUGUUACAUACCUGUGGAAAGACUUCUAGGUCAAGAAUUAAUAUUCUACGAGGCUUACUUGAAGUUCUUUGACGAAAAGGGUGCGCCACAGCUCUAUCCAGUACCUAUAGUCAACAAUUUGAUUCGCUCCUCAACUGGCAGCUAUCUGAAUCAAGACUCGAAAGAAUCAAAUCAUUGGGUCUUGACUCGGAGAUUCUUCCUGAAUGACGACUACAGUAUGACCACGCAAAACUCUACGCCAAUUAUACGCUAUCCGAAAGCGAUGCACUUGCAUGUGGAACUACAACCUACCCGAGAUGGUCUCAUAUUUCCACCAUAUGUAGAGAUUGAGUACUCGGAAAGGAAUGAUACAAAGGAUCUCAUCAUUAGUCAGAAGUUGAUGGUGUCAUAUGAAACAGAGCCAACACGCCAUAAUCGGGAACUAGAGAUCACCAUGGCCGUGCUCUGCCCACUGUCUGUAUUAUGGGCAGCUAUGAAAGCUUACAGUUGGGGAAGGCGAAGUGGAAAGGUGUCGCUGUUGGAUGGUUCUACCAUUCUGCAGUUCCUACUUUACGAAUGCUCCGCUUUGGCCGAUGUUUUCUUCAUUGUCAUCACUGCAAUGUCCUGUUGGAUCACAUUCGCUUAUAAACAGCAAAAGUAUCCCUUCUACACUACUCUGAAUGAAGAUCAGGAACAAGUCCUUAUGCGAUAUUUGAUCGCCACUCUUGUCCUGAAAUUUAUAGCACUUGUACAUACAAUUCUGCAAAUUGUAUUGCAAGAGACAUUUUUUAUUGACUGGGAAAGGCCACACAUUGUUGAGGAUAGUCGCAACAUUCAUCCCACAUCGAACGAUGUUUCGAAAGAUCGCACGGAGCUCCCUGUUGUUGUGUGGCGCACAUAUCUUGUUGCUAAUGAAUGGGCCGAACUCCGAUGUGUACGGGCUACAUCCUUGGGACUACAAAUGCUCCUAGUCCUUAUGCUCUUGGAAGCAUUCAAUCUUAUCAGAUUUAGCUUUAUUCAGCCUGGAUUUGCAGCUGGCACUCCUUCUGCUGAAUCCUCAGUGCUGACCAGAUUUGCUGUAGUAGUUCUAUUCUAUCUUCUUGUAGGUUUUCUGCAGUGGGUUUUCCAGUUGGUGGUGGUCGAACGCAUGAUACAAGAUCCAUUCCAUAAUUUUAUUGAUCUGUGUUCGAUAGCAAAUAUAAGCGUUCUUGCUCUCACACAUCCUUUGCAUGGUUAUUACAUUCAUGGUCGGUCUGUACACGGUCGAGCUGACACUGGUAUGGCAGAAAUGAAUGAAUUUCUACAGAAAGAACGUGAUGAUCUGUGUGGUUUUCGCGGUCUUGAACCAACUUCUCAUCUGCAGACAUUUACAGUCUGCUUACCUACAGCGUUUAGAACACGCUACGAUGAAAUUAUGACCAGCGCAAGAAACGCAACUACACAGACAAGGCUCACUGGACUGGAUCAGACUACAGCUAAGAUGACAGCUACCGUCAAAGCGCAUCAAGAGAUGAACGCUUUUCUACGCGAGAUGAUUGACCAUUCCACGACCGACGUCGACUAUGUGAUAAGGGACCGCACAUUUGCUGAAGCUACUAUGGAUGCCGAACUUACCGAAACCACACAAACAGGAAACUUUUUAAGGGAUCCAUCAGAAGUCGCAUUCUCCAACUGCUUUCUCUACGGUCGUGAAUGGUCACAUUUUUCAUUUGAGGAGUUUGGCUCCUGCGAUAUUUUACGCAAACCAAGUAGGACCGAACAGAGAUCAAUCGACAAAUUCACGUCAAUUUUGCGCGAAACGUCGAACGCUGAAUUGGACAUCGAUUCUGAAGAAGAUAAUGUGGUAGAAGACUGCAAUAAUGAGGAAAAAAAGUUGUCCGGCGAUGACGACGAUGAGUGA